Molecule: messenger RNA, 7740 nt
Organism: Podarcis lilfordi (Lilford's wall lizard)
Lineage: Eukaryota; Metazoa; Chordata; Lepidosauria; Squamata; Lacertidae
Source: the annotation of a GenBank genome assembly
AUGGAUAGAAGAAACGAAAACAAUGGAAUGGCACUCAGAAGGCAAGUACUGCUUCUCUUAUUUUUGCCUUUCUCCUGCUGGGCUGCCUCAGAGCAGAUUCGUUAUUCUAUCCUUGAGGAGAAGCCAAAGGGUUCGGUUGUGGGGAAUCUUGCUGAGGAUUUGGGACUGAAUGCCAGAGAUCUAGGAAGGCGCAAUCUGCAUGCUGUCUCUGUGAACAAAAUGCAGUAUUUCAGUAUCAAUGCAGAAAAUGGAAAUCUCUAUGUAAAUGACAGGAUUGACAGAGAGGAAAUAUGUGGCACAACUCCACUCUGUCUUGUUAAUUUUGAGGUGGUAAUGGAAAAUCCCCUUAAUAUUUUUCAUGUGACUAUUACAAUUCAAGAUAUAAAUGACAAUGCGCCAUUCUUUCUCAGUGGCAAUAUCAACUUAGAAACAAGCGAACUAACUUUGUUAGGAACACGGUUUUUCCUUGGGAAAGCUGAAGAUCCUGACAUUGGGAUGAAUGCUCUCCAGAAUUACCACCUUAGCUCGAAUCAGCAUUUUACUCUGGAUGUUAAAGAGACUCAUGAUGGAAAUAAAUUUGCAGAUUUAGUGCUGCAGAAAGCACUAGAUCGAGAGACUGAACAGACCCUUCACUUGAUUCUCACAGCGUUGGAUGGGGGUGAACCUAGAAAAACUGGGACUGCCCAGAUAUGGAUUAAUGUCACAGAUGCCAAUGACAACCCACCUGUUUUCACUCAAGAGGUGUACAAGGUCAGUUUGAGGGAAAGUAUUGCAGUUGGAUCGCUUGUGCUCCAGGUUACAGCAUCUGAUAAUGAUGAAGGUUCAUACGCCCAAAUCAGGUAUUAUUUUAGUAAUAUACCACAGAAUGCCAACAAGAAAUUCAGUCUAGAUCCAUUGAAUGGCUCAAUCCUACUUAUAGGGUUAUUGGACUUUGAGGAUAUCAAUGAAUAUACUAUAUCAGUAGCAGCCAAAGAUGGUGGUGGAUUAGUGACACAUUGCAAAGUUGAAAUAAGCGUUCAUGAUGAGAAUGAUAAUGCCCCAGAGGUUACUUUAGCCUCCAUGUUUAGCCCAGUUCCGGAAGAUUCUAUGUCAGGAACAGUCAUUGCUCUGAUCAAUGUAAAUGACAGGGAUAGUGGAGAUAAUGGAAAGGUUACUUGCUACCUACAAGAUGAUUUACCCUUCAAAGUUCUUCCGUCAUCUAACAAUUACUUCAAGCUCCAGACAGACAGUCUCCUGGACAGAGAAAGAACUCCUGCAUAUAAUAUUACAAUCACAGCCACUGAUAGAGGAACUCCACCUCUUUCCACACACAAAACAAUCUCUCUACAGAUCUCAGAUAUCAAUGAUAAUGCCCCUACAUUUCAGAAAUCAUCCUACAACAUCUACGUGCCAGAAAACAAUCCUUCAGGUGCCUCCAUUUUCACCAUCAAAGCUUCUGAUCCUGAUAUGGACCAGAACUCACGGAUCACAUACUCCAUCCUCAACAGCAACAUCGAGGAGCUUCCCAUCUCCUCCUAUAUCUCCAUUAAUUCUGAGACUGGCAUCAUCUAUGCCCAGAGAUCCUUUGACUAUGAACAAUUCAGAGAGUUCCGGCUGCAAGUGAAGGCCCAAGAUGGGGGUUCUCCCCCUCUCAGCAGCAAUGUGACCGUCAGGGUGUUUGUUCUUGACAGGAAUGAUAACAGCCCUCGUAUCCUGUCCCCUCACAAGAAGCCAAGGGCUCAGCCUUGUUUGAGAUGGUGCCUCGUUCGGCCGAGGCAGAUUAUCUUGUCACCAAGGUGGUGGCCGUGGAUGCAGAUUCUGGACACAACGCCUGGCUCUCCUACCACCUGACUCAGGCCACUGAGCCGGCACUCUUCACGGUUGGUUCUCAUACUGGAGAGAUCAGGACAGCCAGGGCCUUUGUGGAGAGAGACGCUGUGAAACAGAGACUGGUCAUUAUGGUGAAGGAUAACGGGCAGCCGUCUCUCUCGGCCACCAUGACUCUGAACCUGGUGUUUGCUGAGAACUUUCAGGAGGCCCUUCCGGAAAUGAAGAGCCAACCCAGCAGCUCAGAGUAUCAGUCUGACCUGCAGUUCUACUUGGUGCUGGCCUUAGCUGUGAUCUCCUUCUUGUUCCUCUUGACCGUGAUUCUGGCCGUUACAAUGAAGCUCCGUCAGUCAGGGCAUCCCAGGUUCCUACAGUGCUUUGGUCCUGUUCCUCAUUCCAAGAAUGGUGCCAUCUUCCCACCCAACUUUGAAGAUGGGACUUUGCCCUAUUCCUACCAGCUGUGUCUGUCUUCUGAGUCCAGGAAGAAUGAGUUUACCUUCCUUACACCAAAUAUACAGAUUGCAGACAAUAUUGUUAGCAGUGAGAAACCUGGUGUUCCUUUUACAGGCCACGGAGAAAAUAAUUGUCAAGCUGAGAUGAAUAAAGAUGAAGAGGUAAGAAUUGUUAUCCAGAAUUAUUUGUGUAAGCCAUGGUGUUUUUCAAUGAGCAAAAUCCAGACAGAAUGCCUCCAUACUUUUGUGGAAAUUGCUAUAGUUUGUCUUCUUUUUACUCAGCAUUCACACAAUACUGUUACAAAAUCAGUAACACCUUUUCCACCUUUUCUUAGUGGAUGGAAGGCUAACAAUUUUUUUUUAGAAAAAUAGCACAAGCUCCAUGGCAAUUCUUCUCUCUCUCUCUCUCUCUCUCUCUCUCUCUCUCUCUCUCUGUGUGUGUACAGGGAAAUGGAGAUCGUAAAUUGGCCUUUAUUUGUAUCAGUUCUCUCCUUUGUAAUUGAUGUAUAUAUUAUUACUGAGAGCAGAACUCUUUAGUCUCUUUCUCUCUCUCUCUCUCUCUCUCUCUCUCUCUCUCUCUUACACACACACACACAGAGAGAGAGAGAGAGAGCUUGUGGUGACCAGCUGAAUUAUUCUUGUGUCUCUGAGGUGAAGCUUCAGAAAUAAAGUGUAUGAGUCAUGUGUUUUUAGGACUAUGAUGAUAAUAUUGGUGAGAAGCAAUUUGACUGUCAGUAACCAACUCCUCUCUUUGGAAGAAUAAUUCUAGAAUUUUGUUGUGAAACCAUCUAGGCCUGGGGCUUUAUGUAUUUUUUUUGUUUUUGAGGACAGUCUCUAUUUCCACUGGGAUGGUAGGACUGUCCAAUGAACUCUUGUUCGUCUUCUGUUAUGGUUGGAAUGGGCAGUCCUGUCAGGUGGUUCUUGAUUCCCUGUUGGGGUGGGUUGUGGGAGGUGUAUAGGUUGGAGUAGAAUUCAGCGAAUUCUGACUCCAGUCCUAUGCACACUUUAUCUAAAUGUGCCCCAGACUGAGGUGUGCCUAGAUGUCAACAUGUCUGUAGGAAGCUAAGGUAAAGGUAAAGGGACCCUUAACCAUUACGUCCAGUUGUGGAUGACUCUGGGGCUGUGGUGCUCAUCUCGCUUUAUUGGCCGAAGGAGCCGGCAUACAGCUUCCGGGUCAUGUGGCCAGCAUGACUAAGCCGCUUCUGGUGAACCAGAGCAGCGCACGGAAACGCCGUUUACCUUCCCACCAGAGUGGUAUCUACUGGCACUUUUACGUGCUUUCGAACUGCUAGGUUGGCAGGAGCAGGGACCGAGCAACGGGAGCUCACUCCGUCGUGGGGAUUCAAACUGCUGACCUUCUGAUCAGCAAGCCCUAGGCUCUGUGAUUUAACCCACAGCGCCACCCAUGGAAAGCUAAGGGCUUUCCCAAAUAUGAGCAUUGCUUUUGUGUCUGCAUUAAUCUUUCCUCUAUAUAAGGAGCUAUUUAAGAGAAUUGUAGAAUUGUAGAUUUGGAAGGGUCAAUUAUGAAUCCAGCCCAGUGUUCUCAAGCCUGACUAGGAAACGCUGUCCAAGCUCUGUUACUAUCUGAUGGCUUUUACAUAUUAUUUGUGUGUGGUGCUGGUUUACUUUUAGGAUACAUGCAAGCAAAGCAGCUUGUAGAAUUCUGCAUAUUAGGGGUGGGGGGAAAUGCCAAGGUGAUUAUUUUAUGAACUAAAAAGUUACUAUUUGGAUGAACUUUAACUGAACUAUUUUGUAAAAUUACAAACUUCUUUGGACAGGAUGAACUAGAACUCCUUCCUUUUAAAAAUGAACUGUUGAUCCCCCACAUAGUAUUUGCUUUUUCUAAACAUGUAGAUUGUCAUAGUGGCAGGGUAUGAUGUCUUGACAAUUACUACUUCAAUAUCGCCCUACUUUAUCCAGGACUCCACAGAAUUAGAUUUCAUCCUUGAUCCCCCUUUAAAAUACUGACAAGUGCAAGUUCAUAAGCUGAAUAGACAAUGGUCAGAAUGCUAAACUGUGGAGUUACUAAUAGACAAAAUUGUUGUAAAGUGGAAAGCUCAGUAAAUGGAGUUCCUGAUAGACAAACUUGUUGUAAAGUGGAAAGCUCAGUAAAUGGAUAUUUAUGAGGUUUUUGAAGACUAUGUUCUACUCAGACUACACAAACGGUAAAUAUUGAUAGUAAGUUAGUCAUACUUCAAUUUCAAGGCAGAUGUCAGAUUUUAGCUGCAAAUUUCUGUGAAGCGCACUUCAUCAGUAAAUCCAGGUUUUCUACUCUUAACAUGUAACUAUUCUAGGAACAUAAAAAAUAAAAUUCUAGGCACAUGUUUUUUACUACACAAAUGGUAACAUUUCUCAAGGAGAUGAGAAAGUUACAGAUUUCAAUUUGAAAAUGUGGUGAAUGCUACAAUUCUUUUAUUCUCCCCAUUUAUAUCCUACCUGAUCUUUCUAAAAAAAGGAAAGAAAAUAGGGGGAGGAGGUGGGAUAAAUUCCACAUUAAGUGUGUGUGUGUAUAGUGUAUUGUUGCUGGUUAUUUUCUACUACUACUUUUUAGAUGCCAGUGAGUUGUGGCCUAUCCUACAGAUAAAACACAUCAACAAAUUUGUAAAGCUAUGUUAUUUACCCAAAUAUUCCUGAAAAUGGAUACACAUCAAUAUGUAAAUGACAAAACAAAUCUCUUCCAUGUUAUCUGUGACAAAACUUCUUGCAGUUCCUCAUCUGAGACUCAGAGUGCCGCUGUUGUCCAACAUAGUUCUCACACUGGAACUGAAAAUCCAGUGAUUUGCUGCUUCUGCAAUGUGAUUGCUGGGGAACACACCGAGCUGGGAAACAGCAGAACACAGGGACUUCCAAAGUGUUUUGCUGAGAAACAAAAACCACUGCAAAAUACAGAAAUUCGGCAGCAACCAGUAGCCUUGUUUUAUCAUCUUUUAUUGAGCACUUCUGCAUUCUAAUGGGAAUGUGAAACUCCUCAUCAGCUCAACGGAUCACAGAAAACAAGGAUAAAGCACAUAUCCCUGCAAGAGUGAUGGAAAAUAGGCAGAAGGAAAACAGCAGAUCCCUAAGAAGGCAAGUACCUCUCCUCUUAUUAUUCUCUCUGUGUGGUCAGAUUGCCUCAGAGCACAUUCAUUAUUCCAUCCCUGAGGAAAUGGAAAAGGGAUCCAUUGUAGGAAACCUAGCCAAAGACCUGAGCCUGAAUAAUGGAGAAAUAGGAAAUGAUAAUCUACGUAUCCUUUCCCUAGGUAAAAAGCAAUACUUUACUCUCAGUGCAGAAAAUGGAAAUCUGUAUGUAAGGGAGAGGAUUGAUAGAGAGGAAUUAUGUGGUCAAACUGCAUUCUGCUCCAUUAAUUUUGAAGUGGUGAUUGAGAGUCCUAUGAAUAUUUUUCAUAUAACUGUAGAAAUCCAAGACAUUAAUGAUAAUGCACCAUAUUUUGUAAAUGGGGAUAUCAAGCUGGAGAUAAGUGAAUCCUCUUUAAAAGGCACCACGUUUCUCCUUGGACAAGCUGAAGAUCCUGAUCUUGGAGUGAAUUCUCUCCAGAAUUACCACCUUAGCACAAAUCAGUAUUUUAUCCUGGAAGUGAGAGAAAUAGAAGAUGGAAAGAAAUAUGCAGAAUUAGUGUUGAAUAAACAGUUGGAUCGGGAAAGUGAAAGCAGUUUCCAAUUAAUCCUUAUGGCGCUGGAUGGAGGGAAGCCUGCCAAAACUGGAACAGCCAAAAUAUGGAUCACCGUCAUUGAUGCAAAUGACAACCCACCAGUCUUCACUCAAAAAGUAUACACGGUCAAGCUGAAAGAAAAUGCCCCCAAAGGGUCACCAGUGAUCCAGGUGAAAGCCACAGAUAGUGAUGACGGUUCUUAUGCUCAGAUCAACUAUAAUUUUAGUAACAUCCCUGAAAGUGCUCGUCAAAAGUUCCACUUGGGUUCACAAGAUGGGACAAUAACACUUAAGGAGGCUCUAGACUUUGAGGAAACAGAAGGAUAUGUGAUGGCAGUAGAAGCAAGAGAUGGAGGUGGAUUAGCGGCUCACUGUAAAGUUGAAAUUUCACUCCUAGAUGAGAAUGACAAUGCGCCAGAAGUGAUUCUUGCCUCUUUAUCCAGCCCCAUCCCUGAAGACUCUGCAGUAGGAACCCUGGUAGCCCUUAUCAAUGUAAAUGAUAGAGACUCUGGAGAUAAUGGGAAGAUUACUUGUGAUAUACAACACGCUUUGCCAUUCAAAAUGGUAUCAGCCUCCAAUAAUUAUUAUAAGCUUCUCACAGAUGCCCCCUUGGACAGAGAAAGAACUCCAGAGUACAAUAUCACAGUCACAGCCACAGACAAAGGCAACCCCCCUCUUUCCACAUACAAAACCAUCACACUGCAGAUCUCAGACAUCAAUGACAACUGCCCUGCCUUUGAGAAACCCUAUUAUACUGCCUAUGUCCCAGAGAACAAUCCUUCAGGCUCCUCCAUUUUCAGGGUCAAAGCCUCUGACCCAGAUGUGGACCAGAAUGCUCAAAUCACCUACUCCAUUCACAACAGCAUCACUGAGGGGCUGCCUCUCUCAUCCUUCCUCUCCAUUAAUUCUGAGACUGGCACUAUCUAUGCUCAGCGCUCCUUUGACUAUGAGCAAGUCAGGGAGUUUCAAGUGGAGGUGAGGGCCGAAGAUGGAGGCUCCCCCCGCCUCAGCAGCAAUGCCACCGUGAGAGUGUGCAUUCUGGACCAGAAUGACCAAAGCCCUCAGAUUCUUUACCCUUCUCAAGGAGCAGAGGGCUCCUCCUUGUUUGAGAUGGUGCCUCGCUCAGCAGAGGAGGGUUUUCUGGUGACAAAGGUGGUGGCUGUGGAUGCUGACUCUGGACACAAUGCUUGGCUCUCCUACUAUCUGCUCCAGGCAACAGAACCUGGGCUGUUCUCAAUUGGUUCCCAUACUGGGGAGAUCAGGACCUCACGGGCUUUUCUGGAAAGAGAUGCUGUGAAGCAGAAGCUCAUCAUCUUAGUCAAGGAUAAUGGGCAGCCACCACUAUCCGCUACCGUGAGUCUCAACCUGGUGUUUGCUGAGAACUUCCAGGAGGCACUUCCGGAAAUUAGCCACCAGCCCAGUGACUCUGAGUAUCAAUCUGAUCUACAGUUCUUCUUGGUGCUGGCCUUAGCUUUGAUCUCCUUCUUAUUCCUCCUGACAGUGAUUCUGGCCAUUCUCAUGAAGAUUCGGCGGUCAGGGAACCCCAAAUUCCUGCAGUGUUUUGCUCCUGUUCCCCAUUCAAACAACACGGUCAUUUUCCCACCAAACUAUGAAGAAGGAACAUUGCCAUAUUCGUAUCAGCUGUGCUUAUCUUCUGAGUCCAGGGUACAGGAGUUCACCUUUCCAACACCCAAUGUUCAAACUUCAGAGAAUAUUUCAUGCAACACUCAGUCUGAUGCACCUUUGACUGCCAAUGGAGGCAAUAUCCUAAUUUCUGAGAUGGAUAGAGCUGAUAUGGUGAGUUGUUUUUUUCAGCAGUACAUGGUGAACUGA